This is a messenger RNA of Oncorhynchus nerka (sockeye salmon), 2706 nucleotides long. Its product is annotated as semaphorin-5A-like. Lineage: Eukaryota; Metazoa; Chordata; Actinopteri; Salmoniformes; Salmonidae. The coding region runs from base 532 to 2706 and encodes 724 amino acids. The transcript has 15 exons. The record is from RefSeq and is a predicted model, not a curated record. Gene Ontology annotation, molecular function: chemorepellent activity; semaphorin receptor binding. Gene Ontology annotation, biological process: negative regulation of axon extension involved in axon guidance; semaphorin-plexin signaling pathway; axon guidance.
CACAGAGCGCUUGCCUUGCACGCAGCAACCAACAUAGCGCGCGCACUCUGCAAAGCUCCGCCAGAUCAUCCUUCGUGCUACAGUUAUAACAAAGUUUAAAGUGUCCGCGUCGCUUGGUUUGCGUCCUGGUCCCUUGUCUCAGUGACCGAGGCGAUUGUCUGUGAGCUGCAGCGGAGCUCAGCAGUGCGUUGCUGUGUCCAGUUACGUAGCGCGCUGGGCGAGGAGACACGAGGACAGAAAAAUAUACGACCCUGGAGAGACGGCAUAGAGAGAGAGACCUGGGAAAUGUGCUGAGCAGUCAGAGACUGAGUUACUGGACGUUUUGGAUAUGAGAACGCAAACUGUGAUUACUCUAUCUUUACCUUCAUUUCCCCGAGCCACGCCAACGCUCAUCUUCUUCUUCAGACUGGUUGAAACUCGCAGCUUCGCUCCUGCUAGAUGAACGGGAGUAGUUGGAGAUUUCAUUUGGUGUGUCUCUCCGAUGCGAUUGGCUCACGGCCCGACAGGAAGUGAGCGACACCCCACCUCCCCAUGGCUCCGCCUUCGGCGGGCCGCUCCUCCCUUGCCCAGCAUGUUGUGCUGCUUGUGCAGUGCAUUCUAGUCCUGCAAGCUGGGGGCGUGGUCUGCAGGAAAGGGCCGGUGCUGCUGCCUGAGUCGCCCUGUCACCGGGCGGAACACCCUCUAAUCUCACACACAGAUAUGGAGCCUUGGAUCCACAGGUUCCGGGCUGAGGGCACAGUGGAUUACUCUCAGCUAACCUUUGACCCCAGCCAGAACGAACUGAUAGUCGGAGCCAGAAACCACCUGUUCAGACUCAAUCUGGAGGACCUCUCGCUGAUCCAGGAGGCGGAAUGGCACUGUGAUGAGUUCACUAAGGGAGCCUGCUUCAGCCGGGGCAAGUCAGAGGAGGAAUGUCAGAACUACAUUCGAGUUCUGCUGGUGAAUGGAGACAGACUGUUUACAUGUGGAACCAACGCUUUCACACCAAUCUGCACCAACCGCACUCUGACCAACCUGACAGAGAUCCAUGACCAGAUCAGUGGGAUGGCCCGUUGUCCCUACAACCCUCUCCAUAACUCCACAGCUCUGAUCACGUCCAGUGGAGAUCUGUAUGCUGCUACCGCCAUGGACUUCUCUGGCAGAGACCCAGCUAUCUACCGCAGUCUGGGGGGGCUGCCGCCUCUACGCACCGCACAGUACAACUCCAAAUGGCUGAAUGAGCCUAACUUUGUCUCCUCCUACGACAUCGGGAACUUCACCUACUUCUUCUUUCGGGAGAACGCGUUGGAACACGACUGCGGUCGGACCGUGUUCUCUCGCGCUGCCCGGGUCUGUAAGAACGACAUUGGAGGACGCUUCCUAUUGGAGGACACCUGGACCACGUUCAUGAAGGCUCGGUUGAACUGCUCUCGACCAGGGGAGAUACCGUUCAACUAUAAUGAACUACAGGGAACGUUCUACCUGCCAGAGUUAGACCUGCUCUAUGGGAUCUUUACUACUAACGUGAAUAGCAUAGCAGCGUCUGCGGUGUGUGCCUUCAACCUCAGUGCCAUCACCCGUGUGUUCGGUGGCCCCUUCAAGUACCAGGAGAACUCUCGCUCCGCCUGGCUACCUUACCCCAACCCUAACCCUGACUUCCAGUGUGGUACCAUAGACUAUGGUUCCUAUUUGAACCUGACAGAGAGGAACCUGCAGGAUGCCCAGAAGUUCCUGCUGAUGAACGAGGUGAUCCAGCCGGUCCAGCCUGUCCCUUACUUCAUGGAGGACGACGUUCGCUUCUCCCACGUAGCUGUGGACGUGGUGCAAGGCAAAGACAUGCUGUUCCACAUCAUCUACCUGGCUACAGACUAUGGCACCAUCCGUAAGGUCCUGUCUCCUCUGAACCAGACCAUGGGCAGCUGUCUAUUGGAUGAGAUUGAGUUGUUUCCGCCCAGGAGGAAACAGCCAAUCAGAAGCCUCCUGAUCCUGCACAGCAGCAGUGAACUGUAUGUCGGCGUCAGGGACCAAGUCAUCAAGAUACCACUGAUGAGAUGCGACUUUCACAAGACCAGAGAGGGGUGUGUUGGGGCGAGGGACCCUUACUGUGGCUGGGACCUGGUGUUAAGGAAGUGUACCACCCUGGAGGAGAGUGUCAGCAUGAGCCAAUGGGAACAGAGCAUCACUAAAUGCCCUGUGCGUAACUUGACGUUGGAUGGAGGGUUUGGGCCAUGGACAGGCUGGGGGGCCUGUAGCCAUACUGAUGGGGGCAGUGCUGAUUCCUGUCUGUGUAGAACCAGGCCUUGUGAUAAUCCCAAACCCCAGUGUGGGGGUCAGUCCUGUCACGGACUCAGCGUGGAGGUUGUCAACUGCUCCAGGAACGGUGUGUGGAGCCCCUGGACUCUGUGGAUCCCGUGUAGCACCAGCUGUGGCAUUGGCUUCCAGGUCCGGCAGAGGUCCUGCAGCAACCCCACCCCGCGCCACGGAGGACGAGUGUGUGUGGGGCAGAACAGAGAGGAAAGGUAUUGCAACGAGCACCUGCCCUGCCCACCUCAUGUCUAUUGGUCGGCAUGGUCAGCAUGGGAACGCUGCACAGUGCCCUGCGGAGGCGGCAUCCAAUCACGCCGCAGGACCUGCGAGAACGGUAACGAGUGCCCCGGGUGUGCUCAGGUAUGUUACACACACACACACAUAGAUCUAGGCUGCACUUCUAUCGCAGACUGGCCUUGA